Amoebophrya sp. A120 is the source of this 3603-nucleotide messenger RNA. The record is from the annotation of a GenBank genome assembly. Lineage: Eukaryota; Dinophyceae; Syndiniales; Amoebophryaceae.
AGGGCACAGAGGGGGCAAGGUGCACUGAAGAAGACUAAGGCAUCUUGUCUCAAGUUUCAGCUGUACUGCUUGUGUGCAACUUCUCUGCGACGUUGAACGCCUCGUGUGUGCAACUUCUUCGCGACGUUGAGCAUAAGUUGGUACAUUGACAAAGAUGGUUCCGCUACCUCGGCUUCUCGACGCCGCUGCGCUCGUGAUUGCCGUUCUCCGGCAAUCGUGUGUGAUCCAGGAGAACGGUGCGACGCCUUCGGUGUCCUUCCUGCAGAAUCACAGUACCGUGUGCGUCCAUACGGAUAACCCGCUACUGCAACAAGGUAUGAAGUUGUUUCAUUUGCUGUGUGUUUCUCGAUUCAUUGUAAUGUUGCAGUCCCGUAUAUGAGUAACUGUUUCUUGAGCAUGCAGCAGAAAACGAAAACGUUUUUCUCUAUGAUGUGACAGUGCCUUGGGAAUCCGUACUAGAAGUAGUAACCUUCUCAACCCCAGGAACGCGCCUAGCGACCAAAAUUUGUUGAACUCAAACACAAUAGGUCCGCGCGAUGCGCGGUUCAGCACUGUGUCCCCCAGCUUGUUGAAGGUUGCCUCAGCACUUUUGACGACAGCGUCCACCACCACCCCGUUGUCUUGGUCGACAGCCACUACGCUUUCCCCGGUCACUUCUUCGGUUUGGACUGCCAGCCAGCACCGCAACCCCGUAGCCACCGAGGAGCACGCACUGGAAACCUCCAUGCGGUACCUGCGGGGCCUGCCUAUGUCGCGGCCGAGUGACUGGUUCCUGCGCCCCGACCGAUUUGAAGCUGAUCUGCGUGGACUAGUUCGGCUGUUGCAAGACGGCGUGGAGUCGGAUACUGGAGUGAAUUUGCUGCGGAAGACCCGACUUGCGACGGUAUUCGGCUGCAGCUCUUUUCUGGAUAGUUUGUUGUUCUUUUCUGGCAUAGUUUUACGUUCCGAGCUUCGAAGGAGACAAGUUGAACCAAAGAGCGGUAACCUCGUCGCUUUCCCGACAGCAGAUUCGCGUUGUGAUCAUGUGUGCGCUCGGUAUCAAUACACGAAUGUUAUCGUAUUCCGCUUCUUUCUGAAUCUGAUAUUCAGGUACACGACACUGCCGACGCGCGCGUGACCUUGAUCCGCAAAGACACGCCGCCACAGACCCGGUGUAUGGGUGAGUGCGCCAUUGGUGCGAUCGCCGUGUACUGGGCGUGUGCCCUGGAGUGUGUGCACAAACUGGCCCCCAAUAGCUGCAUCACGACGGUGUGCCAGGGCGUGACGGCGGGCGCAGAGGCGAGUUGCCUGAAGUACUGCAAGGAUCACUACCCGGAUCCCUACCCAAUCGACACAACGACGGUCACGACAACGGCAUCAAGAACCGAAGGCACAACCAGUGCCGCGCAGGUCGACGAGGACGCAAUGGUAGUCUAGAGGUCGUAGUUCCAUCGGUAGAGGCGCUUCGUAAGAGGUUAAAUAUCCGAAAUCUGUAUGGCAACUCAGUAGGUAGUAGAUAAGGCACUUCAACAGAGCACGUGUCAUGACGAAAUGCAGACCGUGUCUCUGAGUGAAUCCACUAGAGAAUACAGGAUGUGUCAGCCCUUCCUUUUGCACUCGACAGAUUGCUUUCCUUCGCAGGAGUCGCAUCGGUUGGGCGAUUGGAGUGGGCUGAAAAGUGUACAUAGACUAUAUUUGUGUAUUGGUCGUUUGCUCUUUGUCACCGGUAUACGUUCACUACUUCUGCCGCAGGAAAGUGUUGCCCUGCUGUAAAAACAUUCUGGACACUCCAAAAAUGAAGAAAGUGGUCUUUCUAGAACUUUCCUGAUGUGUUGCUGCGGCAGCGGAGCUCACUACUACUGCCGCUGCGGCUUCGCGAUUGGGUUGGAACAUGAAGGGAUCCUCUUCUCAUCCAGGGGCAGGCUUCGUUACGAUUUGUUGUUCGCACUAGGCGAGGUCGUUCUCGUUCCUAGAACAUUUGUUAGCAGAUAUUUAUGGCGGAAAUCUCCAGAGGAGAGUUGCUUUCUUGUGUAGCGUUCUAUGUAGAAAUUAUCUUGUUUGCAUUGCCUUUUCUAACCUUGCAGUUAUGUUAGCCAAACCUAUCUUUUUCUUGUGCUUUCUAUCUCGAUGUGCAUGUGCGUUGGAAUUGCUCGGAAAUUGCAGCAGUAGCAGACCGACUUGCGCGAUGGAUCGCAGGCCGACUUGAAGUCGAAGGAUGCCCACUUAUUUCUCGACUAGGUCGAAAUUGCAAAGGGAGACCUUCGUAAGGCUGCCAUGUGUCUUAUAGGACCCAGCACGCUAUCACUAUCGGCAACUCUUUGUGUACGUAAAUGCAUUCGAUAGGGACGCACUGCAGCUGUUGGCCUUCAAUGCAUCGCACCACAGCCAAGGUGGAGGGGCGCAGCUGCAAAUGUUGCUGCCCCGGAGAGUGAUACAGCGACCCAAUUAUAACACGGACGCACUUAAUAUCAGAUUGCGUACGCGCAGUGACUUCUCGUAGAGCGCUAGUUCCUAGAACACGCAAUAUCUGAGCGUCAAUUGCGGAGGGGCAUUCCGUUAAGCCCCGUUUCCUAGAAGCCGCAACGUGUUGUAAGUAACAAGAGUCGCAGUGGUGUCAGUAUCUAUCAGCUCUGAGAACAGACCGAACCUCAGCUGCCUACUAGAAACCUCGCCAGCGCUGCCGCUUACAGAAAUGUAGCAGGUCCUUCUAGUGCAACUCUUCUGGUGUGUCGCUGCGGCAGCGUCGUUCAUCACGCCGCUGCGGCUUCGCAACUGGAAUGGAAGCUGAAAGGAGCCUCUACGUGUCGAGUUGCGGGCGUUGGUAUGAUUGUGUUGGCAGUAGAAGAGGUCGCUCCAAGAACAUAGCAGAUGUGUGAGGUCUAUAUUUCCAGAGGAGAGUGUCUAGCACGUGCUCGAAGCUAGUCUUUUUGCUGCCAUAUUUCUUGUUUUUUUGCUGCUAUGCACUUGCAGAAACUUCUUAUCUCGUUAUCUUUCAAACGUAUCGCUUCGUUUUGCCUCAAAACCACCUUCUUUUUGUCUGUAUUUCCUCAAACUUUUCUUUCUAUCGCUCUGUAAUGUGGCACUGUGGGGCAACUGCAGCAGACCAACUCGCGCUGCAUCGGGAACUAUUUGUGUAAAUGCGAGCGCUGGGGUCGGGCUGUGACGGUUGUCUCUCAAUGCAUUGCAGUGCCUCAAAGGAGCAGGGGUGUAUUUGCAAGAAUUUGCAAGAACCCCCCUAGAUCUAUCAAGCGCUCCAAUUACACAAAUGUGUUUGAUAUCGUGAUCUCCCAAAAUAGGGAACGUGCGUUGCACUUUCGCGCUAGAAGCCGCAGCAUAUAAGAAGCAGCGAAAGCCGCACUGCUAUCAAUAGCGACCAUUUUCUAGAACAACAACAAGUACUCGUAACAUAGCCACCGCAAUGUUUUUAUCGUGCUCGCGCGCGACUGCUCAUGUCAGUUCUUUUUUGCCAUUCGGAUUUUGACCUGACAGUGCACCGCCUGUGGUCAACAGACACUGCCAAGGUCUUCGUGCACCUUGCCCCCUCUAUUAGAAAAUGAAAAUCGGCGGACGGUUCCGGCCUGACCCGGACAAGAAACGACUUCGCUACGCUAUGCCCCAAGUAGC